Ficedula albicollis (Collared flycatcher) is the source of this 874-nucleotide messenger RNA. It is a transcript of the gene BMERB1, whose product is annotated as chromosome 14 open reading frame, human C16orf45. The record is from RefSeq and is a predicted model, not a curated record. Lineage: Eukaryota; Metazoa; Chordata; Aves; Passeriformes; Muscicapidae. The transcript is spliced from 5 exons. Gene Ontology annotation, cellular component: microtubule cytoskeleton. Bases 20 to 508 code for a protein of 162 amino acids. Gene Ontology annotation, biological process: negative regulation of microtubule depolymerization.
CCAACUUGACAUCAUUUCAAUGGCUGAAACAACAAUGAUGCCUGAGGAAAUUGAGCUGGAGAUGGCGAAGAUCCAGAGGCUCCGGGAAGUCUUAGUCAGGAGAGAGUCAGAGCUCAGGUUCAUGAUGGAUGACAUCCAGCUGUGCAAGGACAUUAUGAACCUUAAGCAGGAGCUGCAGAGUUUGGUGGCAAUCCCAGAAAAAGAGAAAACAAAGAUGGAGAAGCAAAGAGAGGAUGAACUGAUUCAGAAGAUCCAUCGACUGGUACAAAAAAGAGAUUUUCUUGUGGAUGAUGCAGAGGUGGAGAGAUUACGGGAAAAAGAAGAAGACAGAGAGAUGGCCGAGUUCCUUCGCACCAAGUUAAAACCCAUAGACAAAGCAACACAGUCUCCUCCCAGCAGCCCAGCAGAAAAGAAGGCAGAACCUCCUCCAAGCAAGCCCACCAUUGCCAAGGCAGGGUUGACAAUUAUCAAAGAUUGUUGUGGGGCCACCCAGUGCAGCAUCAUGUAGAGCCCUGGGCUUCUACCCUGCUUGUCUUGUCAGUGUUUCAUAGAGAGGAAGGGGAUGGAGAGGGGAACCAACAGCCUCCUGCUGAGGGAGCAGAGCAGCUGCACGAGUGGGACCAUGGACUGGACAAUGGCAGCUUCUCACUGUUGCAUGGAUCACUCUACAUGCAUGCCUAAAACAAAAGAAAUCUGUGUAGUGGCUGCCCAGGGACCAGAAGAGAUCGGCAGUAGAGUCAACACAAAACACCCCUGUGAUACAGGUGAAUGAAAAGGGGCUAUAAUUGAUCCAGAAUGGUGUAAAAAAGCAAUGUUAAUAGGCUAUAACUUUAGAAGAAUAUGUUGUACACUUUCCCCCCCCCCGUGGCAAACU